AGUAUCACUAUCUACCCAGUUGUCUACGCCAAAACCCAGUUACUAAAUUUUAAUCCUUUCUCCUGACUUCUCUCCGGUCAAUGCAGGUCAUGUUACAUAAUUUUACUUCCCAAACUCCUCUCACAUGUGCCCAGAUCCCCUUCACCCCCACUGCCACUGCUGAGGCCCAGGGCUCCAUCCUGUCUCACAGGGUGUGUUGCAGAACCCUUCCCACCACAACUGCUUCGUCCAACCACGCUUCCCCUCAGACAGGAGGCUCUGAGAGGCAGGGCUGUGCUGACCCUGCAUCUGCCACUUAACCUCCAGCCCCAGCACUUCGCAGGAACUCAGUAAAUGUUUUCAAAUGAAUUAAUGAAUGCCAUUUUACGUGCUACAUAAUUUACUUCUUUGUCAACAUGAUAGAUGUGGUUUAAUGGUUUCUGUUGCAGAAUGAACAUGGAGAAACAGAAUUCAUCUUUGGUGGUGGAACCAUCUUACGCAGAUCUGGUCAUCAACGCAGGAAAAGUAACUUUUGGUGAAGGGAACAGAAACAAGCUGCAGAAAUCUCAGAGAGACCAGGAGAAGGAGAAAGUGUCACAGGCUGCCUGUGCUUUAUUAAAUUCUGGAGGAGGAGUGGUUCUGAUGGAAAUGGCAAACAGCGAUGAGCAUCCUGUGGAGCUGGGGCUGGAUUUGGAAGAGUCUUUGAGAACACUUAUUCAGUCUUCAGAUUUGCAGGCUUUCUUUGAGACCAAGCAAGAAGGGCGGCGCUUUUACCUUUUUGUUAAAUCUUGGAGACCUGGCCCUUCCUCUGAAGAGGACUCCAUCAAGCCCCGCAUUUGCAGCCUGGCUACUUCGUUAUACCGUAGAUCUGGCACCUCUAGGCUUUCCAUGAAACCAGGAGAGGCGUUUAAUUUCCUGAAAGACAAGGAAAAAAAUGCAAAAAUUUGGGGGAAUGAACCUUCUAACAAAAUUCUCAGGGAGUCAAAGCAAAACUUCCAUAACUUGAAUCCUGCUGAACAAACCUUCCAAAGACACCAGCUUCAACAUCAUGAAAUCCUGCCUUUUCCCGAGUCUCACUAUGUAGAGUUCAAACAGUUCUCUACAGACCGCAUCCAACGAUACGUUAAAAACAUAAUUCCAGAGUACAUCCCUGCAUUUGCAAACACUGGAGGUGGCUAUCUUUUUAUUGGAGUGGAUGAUAAGAGCAAGAAAGUUCUGGGAUGUGCUGAAGAAAACUUUGACUGUAACUCUUUGAGAAAGGAAAUAGAGGAUGCAAUAAGCAAAUUACCUUGUGUCCAUUUUUGCCAAUCCCAACGCCAGAUAACUUUCACACUCAAAUUCUUGGAUGUGUUUCGGAAAGGACAGUUAUACGGCUACGUGUGUGCCAUCAGAGUGCAGCCGUUCUGUUGUGCAGUGUUCUCGGAAGCUCCGAAAUCAUGGCUGGUGAAAGGCGGGCAAGUCUGCAGACUGACCACUGAGGAGUGGGUACACAUGGUGAUGGACGCAGACCCAGAUCUUGUACGCUUGGCCAAAGACUUUGAAUCUCAGCUGAGUCUGUCUAGCGGACCUCCUCUCAGCAGACCAGUGUACUCCAAGAAAGGCCUGGAACAUAAGGAGGAUCUCCAGCGACGUUUAUUUCCAGUGCCAUCUGAAGGUUUGCAAUAUAAACCUGAAUCCCUGUGGCAGGAACUAUCCUCAGAGCAUGAAGGUCUGGAGGAGUUAAUAAACGAGGAAAUGCAUCCUUUCUCCCCGGGAAUUUUGAUCCUUUCUAGAAGCUGGGCUGUGGACCUGAACUUGCCAGAGAAGCCAGGAGUCAUCUGUGAUGCUCUGCUGGUAACACAGAACAGCGCCCCCAUUCUCUAUACCGUUCUCAGGCAGCAGGAUGCAGGCGGGCAGCGGUACUGCACCCGCACAGCCUCCACUUUGAAGCAGAAGCUGGUGAACACAGGCGGCUACACCGGGAAGCUGUGUGUCACGCCCAGGGUCCUCCAGCUGAGUCCUGACAGUGAUGCAGAGCCCUGUGAAGAGUCAGGCUCUCUGACUGACUACCCGGAGUCCUAUAACCUUGCAGACACCCAGCAAAUGGAAACCUUGCUGCACUCCCUGGUGAUUGUCUUACUGGGCUUCAAGUCUUUCCUGAGUGACCAGGUCGGCUGUGAGAUCUUAAAUCUGCUCACAGCCCAGCAGUAUGAGAUCAUCUCAAAAAACCUUCGCAAGACCAGAAAAUCAUUUAUCCAUGGCUUACCCGGCACGGGGAAGACCAUCAUAGCCAUGAAGAUUAUGGAGAAGAUCAAGAAUGUGUUUGGUUGUGAGAUAAAUGAAAUUCUCUAUGUCUGUGAGAACCAGCCUUUGAGGGACUUUAUCCGUAAUAAAAAUAUCUGCUGCGCAGUGACCCGGAAAACCUUCAUGAGUACUGACUUCAAAAAGAUUAAACACAUCAUCAUGGAUGAAGCUCAGAAUUUCCGCGCUGAAGAUGGGGACUGGUAUAAGAAGGCAGAAACCAUCACUGAGAAAGGAAAGGGUCAUCCAGGAAUUCUCUGGAUCUUUCUAGACUACUUUCAGACCAGUCACAUGGUUGACAGUGGCCUCCCCCGUCUCGAACACCAGGAUACAAAAGAAGAGCUCACUAGAAUGGUCCGCAAUGCAGAUCAAAUAGUCAACUACUUACAGGAAAGAAUGCACAAGGUCAGAGAAAAUCCACCACCUAACAUCCCUCCUAAGUCCCUAAAGAUACUCCAUGAAGCUGAAUGGGCUCAAGGUGUUCCAGGCGAGUGUAAGAUUACAACGUACUUGAACUUGGAUCAAGUGGUGGCUUAUAUAACCAAGAAAUGCCAGUUUUUCUUGAAGCAAGGUUAUUCCUGCAAAGAUAUUGCUGUGCUUUGCAGCACAGCAAGUGAUAUAGAAAAAUAUAAAUCUAAGCUUCAAACAGCAAUGAGUAAGAGAGAAAGUUCUGAGUCCAAUGAGGGAUCUCAUCUGUUUGAACAGUUCGAAAAUGCAUCAGAUGUCACAGGCAAUCACAUCGUGUUGGACAGUGUCCGUCGAUUUUCAGGCCUGGAAAGAAACAUUGUGUUUGGGGUCAAUCCACGGGCAGCUGAGCCAGCUGUUUUCAACAAUCUUCUGCUCUGCCUGGCUUCCAGGGCCAGGAAACAUCUCUAUAUUCUGAUGCUAUCCACCGGGCGCACGGGCCACCCCGCGAGCGCCGCCCUUCCGUCACAGCAGGAGCUGGCGCAGCGGGAGCCGGGGCUGCACACGUCCAGUCCGUCGUCGGGAUCUGCCCCUCCCCCCCCCAGCAAUGACAGGGCCGCACAGUCCGAGAGCGCGCAGGCUCGCCAAGGAUGGUUCUGUUGCAGAAUGAACAUGGAGAAACAUAAUUCAUCUUUGGUGGUGGAACCAUCUUACGCAGAUCUGGUCAUCAACGCAGGAAAAGUAACUUUUGGUGAAGGGAACAGAAACAAGCUGCAGAAAUCUCAGAGAGACCAGGAGAAGGAGAAAGUGUCACAGGCUGCCUGUGCUUUAUUAAAUUCGGGAGGGGGAGUGGUUCUGAUGGAAAUGGCAAACAGCGAUGAACAUCCUGUGGAGCUGGGGCUGGAUUUAGAAAAGGCUUUGAGAACACUUAUUCAGUCUUCAGAUUUGCAGGCUUUCUUUGAGACCAAGCAAGAAGGGAGGCGCUUUUACCUUUUUGUUAAAUCUUGGAGACCUGGCCCUUCCUCUGAAGAGGACUCCAUCAAGCCCCGCAUUUGCAGCCUGGCUACUUCAUUAUACUGUAGAUCUGGCACCUCUAGGCUUUCCAUGGAACCAGGAGAGGCGUUUAAUUUCCUAAAAAACAAGAAAAGAAAUGCAAAACUUUUGAGGUAUGAACCUUCUAACAAAAUUCUCAGGGAGUCAAAGCAAAACUUCCAUAACUUGAAUCCUGCUGAACAAACCUUCCAAAGAGACCAGCUUCAACAUCAUGAAAUCCUGCCUUUUCCCGAGUCUCACUAUGUAGAGUUCAAACAGUUCUCUACAAAACACAUCCAAGAAUACAUUAAAAACAUAAUUCCGGAGUACAUCCCUGCAUUUGCAAACACUGGAGGUGGCUAUCUUUUUAUUGGAGUGGAUGAUAAGAGCAAGCAAGUUCUGGGAUGUGCUGAAGAAAACUUUGACUGUAACUCUUUGAGAAAGGAAAUAGAGGAUGCAAUAAGCAAAUUACCUUGUGUCCAUUUUUGCCAAUCCCAACGCCAGAUACCUUUCACACUCAAAUUCUUGGAUGUGUUUCGGAAAGGACAGUUAUACGGCUAUGUGUGUGCCAUCAGAGUGCAGCCGUUCUGUUGUGCAGUGUUCUCGGAAGCUCCGAAAUCAUGGCUGGUGAAAGGCGGGCAAGUCUGCAGACUGACCACUGAGGAGUGGGUACACAUGGUGAUGGACGCAGACCCAGAUCUUGUACGCUUGGCCAAAGACUUUGAAUCUCAGCUGAGUCUGUCUAGCGGGCCUCCCCUCAGCAGACCAGUGUACUCCAAGAAAGGCCUGGAACAUAAGGAGGAUCUCCAGCGACUUUUAUUUCCAGUGCCAUCAGAAGGUUUGCAAUAUAAACCUGAAUCCCUGUGGCAGGAACUAUCCUCAGAGCAUGAAGGUCUGGAGGAGUUAAUAAACGAGGAAAUGCAUCCUUUCUCCCCGGGCAUUUUGAUCCUUUCUAGAAGCUGGGCUGUGGACCUGAACUUGCCAGAGAAGCCAGGAGUCAUCUGUGACGCUCUGCUGGUAACACAGAACAGCGCCCCCAUUCUCUAUACCGUUCUCAGGCAGCAGGAUGCAGGCGGGCAGCGGUACUGCAACCACACAGCCUCUACUUUGAAGCAGAAGCUGGUGAACACAGGCGGCUACACCGGGAAGCUGUGUGUCAUGCCCAGGGUCCUCCAGCUGAGUCCUGACAGCGAUGCAGAGCCCUGUGAAGGGUCAGGCUCUCUGACUGACUACCCGGAGUCCUAUAACCUUGCAGACACCCAGCAAAUGGAAACCUUGCUGCACUCCCUGGUGAUUGUCUUACUGGGCUUCAAGUCUUUCCUGAGUGACCAGGUCGGCUGUGAGAUCUUAAAUCUGCUCACAGCCCAACAGUAUGAGAUCAUUUCGAAAAACCUUCACAAUACCACAAAAUUCUUUAUCCAUGGUUUACCCGGCACGGGGAAGACCAUCAUAGCCAUGAAGAUUAUGGAGAAGAUCAAGAAUGUGUUUGGUUGUGAGGAAGAUGAAAUUCUCUAUGUCUGUGAGAACCAGCCUUUGAGGGACUUUAUCUGUAAUAAAAAGAUCUGCCACCCAGUGACCCGGAAAACCUUCAUGAGUACUGACUUCAAAAAGAUUAAACACAUCAUCAUGGAUGAAGCUCAGAAUUUCCGAGCUGAAGAUGGGGACUGGUAUAAGAAGGCAGAAACCAUCACUGAGAAAGGAAAGGGUCAUCCAGGAAUUCUCUGGAUCUUUCUAGACUACUUUCAGACCAGUCACAUGGUUGACAGUGGCCUCCCCCGUCUCAAACACCAGGAUACAAAAGAAGAGCUCACUAGAAUGGUCCGCAAUGCAGAUCAAAUAGUCAACUACUUACAGGAAAGAAUGCACAAGGUCAGAGAAAAUCCACCACCUAACAUCCCUCCUAAGUCCCUAAAGAUACUCCAUGAAGCUGAAUGGGCUCAAGGUGUUCCAGGCGAGUGUAAGAUUACAACGUACUUGAACUUGGAUCAAGUGGUGGCUUAUAUAACCAAGAAAUGCCAGUUUUUCUUGAAGCAAGGUUAUUCCUGCAAAGAUAUUGCUGUGCUUUGCAGCACAGCAAGUGAUAUAGAAAAAUAUAAAUCUAAGCUUCAAACAGCAAUGAGUAAGAGAGAAAGUUCUGAGUCCAAUGAGGGAUCUCAUCUGUUUGAACAGUUCGAAAAUGCAUCAGAUGUCACAGGCAAUCACAUCGUGUUGGACAGUGUCCGUCGAUUUUCAGGCCUGGAAAGAAACAUUGUGUUUGGGGUCAAUCCACGGGCAGCUGAGCCAGCUGUUUUCAACAAUCUUCUGCUCUGCCUGGCUUCCAGGGCCAGGAAACAUCUCUAUAUUCUGAUGCUAAACUAAGAAGAGUUGGUGGUGAAAAAAAAUAUACCCUCUGUCAUAGUUUCAGAAAAGGAAUGACCCAUCUGCAUCAUACAAGCAUUAUUUGUAACAAUUGACCCUUGUACAAAAAUUGGCCUCAGACUUCCGGCCAAGAUCAGGACGUAGGUAGACACACUGUGCCUCCCCGCACAACCAAAAGAAGGACAACGGCAAUUUAAAAACAAAAAAUAGUCGGUACUGACAGAAA
Molecule: messenger RNA, 6280 nt
Organism: Phyllostomus discolor (pale spear-nosed bat)
Lineage: Eukaryota; Metazoa; Chordata; Mammalia; Chiroptera; Phyllostomidae
Exons: 10
Coding region: 403-6054 (1883 amino acids)
Biological process (GO): defense response to virus
Molecular function (GO): tRNA binding
Source: RefSeq, a predicted model, not a curated record